CACAUUCAACUCGCACGAUUUGCAAAUGACAGCUUGAGAGAGUGGACGUGUUCGGGAAUAACUUCUUAUAUAAUGAAUAUAUUUAUAUCAGGAUUCGCUUUAUUGAGUGUGCUAUGUUUAUCUCUAUUUGUUUACACGCGCACAUCCCUACCGUCUGUGGGAGAUGCCAGCUUCAAGCAGUUUCAGAGAAUCUACCUUGUGGUUUACAUGUUGGCCAUGGCUGGUGACUGGCUCCAGGGGCCACAUGUAUAUGCCCUCUACGACAGCUAUGGUAUGUCUGCCCAUGACAUUGAGGUCCUGUUCGUGGCUGGCUUUGGCUCCAGUAUGGUAUUUGGUACCAUUGUUGGAUCUAUUGCAGACAAAUAUGGUCGCCGUGCCAACUGUAUCCUGUAUGGGAUCCUGUAUAGCGGAGCCUGUAUCACCAAGCAUUUUAACAACUUCCACAUCCUGAUGGUGGGCCGACUGUUGGGCGGUGUGGCUACUUCCAUCCUAUACAGUGCCUUUGAGUCCUGGAUGGUGUACGAACAUCAUAAACGUGGCUUCAGUCAAGAUUCCCUUGGAAAUCUGUUCAGUCACGCAGUCCUUGGAAACUCUGUGGUAGCUAUAUUUGCUGGGCUCAUUGCUCAGUUCUUUGCUGACAGAUUUGGAUUUGUCGCUCCUUUCGAUGUAUCCCUUACCGUCCUCACACUGAUGACCGUGGUCAUCGUGUUUACCUGGAAUGAAAACUUCGGUGACAAGACCAGCGACCUUUCUGACAGCUUCAGCAAUGCCUUAAAGUCAAUAAAAACAGAUCAUAAGAUCCUUUGUCUAGGCCUGAUCCAGUCAUUGUUCGAAGGAUCUAUGUAUAUAUUUGUGUUAGAAUGGACCCCAGCCUUGACCCCAGAAACCCAUCACCCUGCCACAGGCACAGAACGCCAUUUAUUGUCCUCCGGCGACACCAGUAUUCCUCAUGGACACAUAUUUGCUGGUUUCAUGGUAUCCAUUAUGAUAGGAUCAUCAUUGUUUAAAAUCCUCUCUAACUAUACUAAUGUAGAGUCUUUCAUGAGAUUUGUACUAUUUGUAGCUGCUAUUUCACUGUCUACACCAAUCAUUUUUAAAGGGAACCAGCUGUUUGUAUUUAUAGGCUUCUUAGUAUUUGAGACAUGUGUAGGAAUAUUUUGGCCAUCGUUGGGUCAGAUGAGAGGAAAAUAUGUACCAGAAGCAACUAGAGCAACCAUAAUGAAUUUUUUCCGAAUACCACUGAACUUCAUAGUCGUUGUGAUACUCCUACAGGCCCUGCCAAUGAAGACAAUAUUUCAGUGUUGUGUAGUGUUCCUCAUCUUAGCCACGAUGUGUCAGCAAUGGUUGUACAGUUUGUACAGAAAAUCACAAAUGUCUGAAAAUAUUGAAAAUGGCAGUCAGAUGUCUAGUGAGAAGACCACAGAUCGACCUUUGGUUGAGCACAAGACACCUCUUCUGGAUGUGAAAGCAGAAAUGGUGUGAAAGGUCAGGUGGCAGCCAUGAGGUCACCAUGGUUACCAUACAGGAAAUUGUACCUCAUGUUGAUGAGGAAUGAAUGGCGACAUACUUGAGGAAGAUUUCAAGAAAAACAUAGCUGGUAUUUGUGUCAGGUGUAGGGAUAAAAUUGUCUUAUCUAAGAAAAGAGUCAUCGACCAUUUGACUAGGUAGAAAUAUUUACCUAGACUGUUUACAAAUAGAAAUAUUUACUGAGACUGUUUACAGACAGAAAUAUUUACUGAGACUGUGUACAAGUAGAAAUAUUUACCGAGAUUGUUUACAGACAGAAAUAUUUACUGAGACUGUUUACAGGUAGAAAUAUUUACUGAGACUGUUUACAGGUAGAAAUAUUUACUGAGACUGUGUACAAGUAGAAAUAUUUACUGAGAUUGUUUACAGGUAGAAAUAUUUACUGAGACUGUUUACAGACAGAAAUAUUUACCGAGACUGUUUACAGACAGAAAUAUUUACUGAGACUGUUUACAGAUAGAAAUAUUUACUGAGACUGUUUACCGACAGAAACAUUUACCGAGACUGUUUACAGACAGAAAUAUUUACUGAGACUGUUUACAGGUAGAAAUAUUUACUGAGACUGUUUACCGACAGAAACAUUUACCGAGACUGUUUACAGACAGAAAUAUUUACUGAGACUGUUUACAGGUAGAAAUAUUUACUGAGACUGUUUACAGACAGAAAUAUUUACUGAGACUGUUUACAGACAGAAAUAUUUACUGAGACUGUUUACAGACAGAAAUAUUUACUGAGACUGUUUACAGACAGAAAUAUUUACUGAGACUGUUUACAGACAGAAAUAUUUACCGAGACUGUUUACAGACAGAAAUAUUUACUGAGACUGUUUACAGAUAGAAAUAUUUACUGAGACUGUUUACCGACAGAAACAUUUACCGAGACUGUUUACAGACAGAAAUAUUUACUGAGACUGUUUACAGGUAGAAAUAUUUACUGAGACUGUUUACAGACAGAAAUAUUUACUGAGACUGUUUACAGACAGAAAUAUUUACCGAGACUGUUUACAGAUAGAAAUAUUUACUGAGACUGUGCACAGACAGAAAUAUUUACCGAGACUGUUUACAGACAGAAAUAUUUACUGAGACUGUUAACAGAUAGAUAUAUUUACUGAGAAUGUUUACAGGUAGAUAUAUUUACUGAGACUGUUUACAGACAGAAAUAUUUACUGAGACUGUUUACAGAUAGAAAUAUUUACUGAGACUGUUUACAGACAGAAAUAUUUACUGAGACUGUUUACAGUUAGAAAUAUUUACUGAGACUGUUUACAGACAGAAAUAUUUACUGAGACUGUUUACAGAUAGAAAUAUUUACUGAGACUGUGUACAGACAGAAAUAUUUACCGAGACUGUUUACAGACAGAAAUAUUUACUGAGACUGUUAACAGAUAGAUAUAUUUACUGAGAAUGUUUACAGGUAGAUAUAUUUACUGAGACUGUUUACAGACAGAAAUAUUUACUGAGACUGUUUACAGAUAGAAAUAUGUACUGAGACUGUUUACAGACAGAAGUAUUUACUGACUGUUUACAGGUAGAAAUAUUUACAGAGACUGUUUACAGGUAGAAAUAUUUACUGAGACUGUUUACAGGUAGAAAUAUUUACAGAGACUGUUUACAGGUAGAAAUAUUUACUGAGACUGUUUACAGGUAGAAAUAUUUACUGAGAUUGUUUACAUGUAGAAAUAUUUACUGAGACUGUUUACAGGUAGAAAUAUUUACUGAGACUGUUUACAGAUAGAAAUAUUUACUGAGACUGUUUACAGAUAGAAAUAUUUACUGAGACUGUU
Molecule: messenger RNA, 3310 nt
Organism: Pecten maximus
Lineage: Eukaryota; Metazoa; Mollusca; Bivalvia; Pectinida; Pectinidae
Product: molybdate-anion transporter-like
Exons: 13
Coding region: 73-1482 (469 amino acids)
Biological process (GO): molybdate ion transport
Cellular component (GO): membrane
Molecular function (GO): molybdate ion transmembrane transporter activity
Source: RefSeq, a predicted model, not a curated record